AGGGGGGCACGCGCGUCGCGCGCGCACGCCGAUCGACGUUUUCGCGCGCAAAGUGUACCGAAAAAUUCGUGAAAAUAUUUUUUUUCUCUGUGCUGUGAAGUGGCCAGUGCUGUGUUUCUAAUUUUGAAUCUGCGUGAGCCGUCAUGGCGACUAAUUAAUGAAUCUGUGUCAGGCAGUUUCUUGAGUGAUUGUUUGGAUUUUUGGAGGUACCCCCCGCACUCUUCGAACGAAGGAACGAUACGAUAUAGACGAACGACCACACAUGUCAGCCCACAAUGAUUCCGAUGAUAGUGCGAGUGUGGUGCGAAAGCGGCGCGGGGUGGUCGCCGACGCACGUGCCGGUGACCCCGCAGACCAGCUGCCGCGACGUGGUCGAGUGCUGCCGCGAGCCGGGCGACGAGCCCUGCUUGCUGUUCAGCGUUCAUCCACAGCAUGGAGUUCACGUCUUACGAGAGGCGGAAUUGCCUAUGGAGGUGGCUCAAGCCAUGGGCCCUGACGUCCAGUUUGUGCUCAAGUACAUCGACACAGAGACGGGGAGCACGGAUAAGAGCAAUGGUAUGAAGGAACCGGGAUCACCAGAGGAAUUGUUGGGGGAAGGGGUGGAGCUGACACUGGGCGAGCUGCGCGCCAUGGCACUCCGCCAGCAGCAGCAGAUCGACACGCAGCACCAGCUGCUGUGCGCUAAAGAGCAGAGGUUGCGGUACUUGAAGCAGCAGGAGGCGAGGCAACACCAGGUGGCAGUGGAAGGCGAGCGAUUAAGGCGGCUACGAGAACGCGUAGAAGCGCAGGAGUUGAAGCUACGGCGGCUACGCGCGCUACGGGGCCAGCUAGACCGAAACAAGCAAGCGAAUAUCGCACUUACCAGCGACCUCGAGUCGAUCAGAGCGCUGUUCAAUGAGAAAGAGAAGGAACUAUCCGUGGCGGUGGCCAAGGUGGAGGAGCUGACGAGGCAGCUGGAGGAACUGAGAAGAGGGAGGGUGCAGCCGGCGCCGCCUUCAGCUCAUGAGCUGGACAAGCUGAGGCGGGAACUUAUGUAUCGUAACAAACUGAACGAACAGCAGAACGGCAGGCUGUCGGCUCAGCGAGCAGCAUUGGGAGCGCGGCAGGAGGAGAUGCGCAGCAUCGACCGCCGCGUUUCUGAACUGCAGGCGCGAUUGUUGAGGAAGCGAGCGCUGAACAGACAGCUGGCAGCGGCGCAUAGGCAUCCGCAGCAGCAACCGCAGCAGCAGCAAAGAACCACCAACCCCACGCCGAUGCAGCAGCUGCCCACAUAUUCAGCCGGCGGUCAGCAACCGAGGAACCAGCACGCUCGCGGUAACGUGGCCGCCGUGGAGCCCUACAACCAUGUACCGCACGCGCAGAGCGUUAGCCACAACAAUCAUUUCCAGGCUAUGAAGCAAAAUGUAAUACAAAACAACGUGCCAUUGAAACAACACACGCAAACCGAAAACAUGCAAGCUCAUAUGACGCAGCAAGAAGCGCAUUAUCUGCAGCAAAAACAGAUGAUGAACCCGCUCUACAAUGGCGGUUACCCACACAUGCCUCCAGACAACAGCCAGUACCAGGGCCAGUAUCCACCAAAACACGAGAACAUAAACUAUAACCACGUCCAACAGGGCAUCACAAACGCUUACGAUCAAAAAGGCAUGUUUGAUCACCUCAACAAAUAUCAAGACUACUCAAAACAACCGCAAUACAGUCCGAAUAGUACAACGAGUUCGAACAGCAACCAACCCUCGAAAGAACUCAAGAUAAACGAACAAGAGUUCUUGCCUGAAUUCGCAGCUAGCAAAUCCGAUCCCAAAUAUCAAACGUUGCCAUACAACACGAAAUUCCCACAGAGCACCAAUGGCAAACAAAAACCCGAAGUCAACGGUAAAAGCAACGAAGUACAAGACAAAAAUCAAAACGCAGCGAACAUCAAUGUAAAUCAUAUGACUGUACAUUCGACGCCAUUGACUGUCGUAAACAAAAGUCUAGCGACGCCUCUGAGUCAGAUGGAGACAUAUCAACAGGAACAUACAUAUCAGUUACAGAAAUCUGACUCGUCAAGUAGAUGUAACCAAGAGGGCAAAGAGAACCAUGCAUAUCCACAGAAUUCUAGAUUAAGUCAAAACAAUAGUCAGAGUAACGACGACUCGAAGAGCAGCGCGGGGAAGAGUCAACAGGGUAAUUUGAAGGGCAGCUCACCGAGUUUGGGGACGAACACUACAACGGCGAGCAGUUCAAUAGGAUUCGGGAAACCCGUAUCGAGUGUAGCACCCACAUCGGUUCAGGUCUCCGGGAAACCGUCACCCAUUUACCAGACAUCCUCCACAAAGAUCCAACCGGUCCAGCCACAGACCGUUCAGACCCAAAGCGUCACGAGUCAUGUAGCUAGUAACGCGGCGCCUUCCCAACCCCAGAUGCUUAGGAACACUGCGUCGGGGCUGUCGGCGAGCGCGGGCUUCGGCUCCAACGCGUCGGCGAGCCUGCUGCUGUCGCCGCCGCAGGGCGCCAGCACGCCGCUGGCCACGCCCGACACCAGCACCGACAAGUCGCCCAAGCCGGCCUUACCUCCUAAGCCUACCAUUAAGACACCUCCGCGGCAGUCAGCAAACAACGACGCGGGUUUCAACCAAAACACGGAUUCGACUCUACCCACCAUACCCAUCCCCGACUCAUCGAGCGAGGAGCCUCAGCAGAACCAGAAGGAAUCUAGCAACGGCAGCAGCAGCAACGAGAUGAUCAUCAAAGCUCGUCCUCUCACCAUCCGAAAACCCCCUCUUAGCGAGCAACCUAAGCUGCGAAACCUGAACUCCGCCAAAAACGGGAUAAGCGUCAGCAUCAACCGACGCAUAGAAAUGCCACCGGCAUUCUUAUUCCCAGAAAUGGACCACCUAACGUUAGAUUCGGGGGAAACGCAGAACGGCCUAAAAGAUAAGACGAAGAAGGACGAAGUGGAUCGGGCGUUGAAUAAUAACAUAUCAAUAGCGAGUGAGAAAGAAGAUAGCAAAGACAACGUUGUGGAUAUAGCGGAGCAGAUCAGCUCGGUGGAUUUGAACGGUCAGGAUUCUCAGGGCUCUGAGAAUGUUUUGAGGCGGUCAAAGAAGGGCAACCUAAAGCAGGGCGGUAAGGCGCCGCUCACGAGGCGAGUGAGCUUCGACCCCCUUGCAUUGCUACUGGAUGCAAGUCUGGAGGGAGAAUUGGAGCUGGUCAAGAAAACGGCGACGCAGGUGCAGAACGCAAGUGCAGCGAACGACGAAGGAAUCACAGCUUUACACAAUGCCAUCUGCGCUGGGCAUUUUGAGAUCGUAAAGUUCCUGGUAGAGCUGGGCUGCGACGUGAACGCGCAGGACUCAGACGGGUGGACGCCGCUGCACUGCGCCGCUUCCUGCAAUAACCUGCCGAUGGUGCGCUUCCUCGUCGAUAAUGGUGCGUGUAUAUUCGCUACGACGCUGUCUGACCAUGAGACGGCGGCGGAGAAGUGCGAAGAGGACGAGGAAGGUUUCGACGGUUGCUCCGAAUAUCUAUACAGCGUCCAAGAGAAGCUCGGCAUCAUGAACAACGGCCUAGUAUACGCGGUGUUCUCGUACCAAGGCGCGCGCGCAGACGAGCUGUCGUUCGCGGGCGGCGCGCGCCUGCACGUGCUAAGGAAGGGCGACGACGCCGAGCGCGAGUGGUGGUGGUGCCGCGAUGAUAACGCGCGUGAAGGAUACGUGCCCAGAAACUUGCUCGGGUCACCAAACACGGGUAAGUACAAGGCGCGCGCAGACGAGCUGUCGUUCGCGGGCGGCGCGCGCCUGCACGUGCUAAGGAAGGGCGACGACGCCGAGCGCGAGUGGUGGUGGUGCCGCGAUGAUAACGCGCGUGAAGGAUACGUGCCCAGAAACUUGCUCGGGGUGCCAGAAAAAGUCUCAAGUAACCUAUGGUGGUGA
Ostrinia nubilalis (European corn borer) is the source of this 3917-nucleotide messenger RNA. RefSeq names its product apoptosis-stimulating of p53 protein 2 (gene ASPP). NCBI's taxonomy places the organism in Eukaryota, Metazoa, Arthropoda, Insecta, Lepidoptera, Crambidae. Gene Ontology annotation, cellular component: nucleus. The transcript has 19 exons. Gene Ontology annotation, biological process: regulation of apoptotic process. Gene Ontology annotation, molecular function: p53 binding. The record is from RefSeq and is a predicted model, not a curated record. Bases 276 to 3917 code for a protein of 1213 amino acids.